Aethina tumida (small hive beetle) is the source of this 1812-nucleotide messenger RNA. RefSeq names its product probable cytochrome P450 6a23. Bases 92 to 1648 code for a protein of 518 amino acids. The transcript is spliced from 3 exons. Gene Ontology annotation, molecular function: oxidoreductase activity, acting on paired donors, with incorporation or reduction of molecular oxygen; iron ion binding; monooxygenase activity. NCBI's taxonomy places the organism in Eukaryota, Metazoa, Arthropoda, Insecta, Coleoptera, Nitidulidae. The record is from RefSeq and is a predicted model, not a curated record.
GUAUACAAAAAACCACUCCAUGUUUUCGUAUACUCUUAUGACAAUAUAAUAGUUCAUCAUAAAAUCUAAAGUGUAUCAGUGGUGUGAAACUAUGCUGUUAACAAGUAUUCUGUGGGAUACAGUGGCUAUAUUAGUCACUGUAAUAACCAGUUUCUUGUUUUACGCUUACUGGAAAUUGGGUUAUUGGUCAAGAAAAGGUCUCUAUGACAACGAUCCGGUCCUGUUCUACGGCAAUGCGAAAAAACUGAUGUCAAAACAACAAAGUCUGGGCGAAAUGUGGAAAGAUCUAUACAAUAAUAUCAAAUUUAAAGGACUGAAACAUGGCGGUGGUUACCUUCUUUUUACGCAAACUUAUGUACCAGUGGAUUUGGAUUUAAUAAAAAACAUAAUGCAGCAAGACUUCCAACAUUUCAACAGCCACGGAAUGUAUUUCAAUGAAAAGGGGGAUCCGUUGAGUGCACAUUUAUUUGCGAUAUCAGGUCAAAAAUGGAGAAAUUUAAGAACGAAAUUAACCCCAACAUUUACUUCUGGUAAAAUGAAGAUGAUGUUUAACAGACUUCUAGAGUGUGGAGAAGGAUUAAAGGAGAUGGUGGAGGAAUUCUCAAAUUCCGGCAAGCCGAUGGAUAUAAAAGAGAUGCUUCAGCGCUUCACUAUUGAUAUCAUUGUGUCCUGCGCUUUCGGAUUGGAAUGUGAUACGAUGAAAAAUCCAGACAAUGAUUUCGCAAGUAAAGGACGGAAUGUUGUUAAACCAGGAUCACUUGGGAUUAUAAAAAUAAUAUUGUUUUUUGCAUUCCCACACAGUUUACUUCAUAAGUUAAACGUUAAAUUUACCGAUCGUGAAACCGAAGAUUUCUUUAUGAAUGUUAUUAGGAAAAACGUGGAAUAUAGAGAGAAACACAAUGUCUACAGAAAGGACUUUAUGCAUCUUCUGCUACAACUAAAGAAUAGAGGAAAAAUAACGGAUGAUGAACAAUUAACGAGUGAUGGAACAGCAGAAGGUGCGAUCACAUUUAACGAACUUGCUGCCCAAGCAUUUGUGUUUUUCCUAGCUGGAUUUGAGACUUCUUCGACGACGAUGACUUUCGCUUUAUACGAAAUAGCCAGGGAUAAAGAUUUACAGAAUAAGAUGCGACAAGAAAUUAGAGAAGUUCUGAAGAAACAUGAUGGAAAAUUGACAUACGACGCCAUAAAAGAAAUGGAUUUCCUCAGUAGGGUUGUGGACGAAACCCUUAGGAAAUACCCAGCUGUUUCAAUGAUACCAAGAGAAUGUACCAAAGAUUAUCAAAUCCCCGGAACAAACGUAACAAUUGAAAAGGGCACAAGUGUUGCGAUAUCAGCACUGGGUAUCCACCACGAUCCGGAAUAUUACCCUGAUCCUAUGAAAUUCGAUCCAGAUCGAUUUUUAGAAGAGAACAAACGUAACCGACAUCCAUUUGCUUGGAUACCAUUCGGAGAAGGACCUCGAGCGUGCAUUGGACUAAGAUUUGGAGUGCUGCAAACUAAAGUGGGCCUGAUUUCAAUACUAGAAAAUUAUGACGUUACUCUGAAUCAAAAGACUCAAGUUCCUUUGCAGUUUGUCGAAGACAGUGGGCUGAUUUUGGCUGUGAAGGGUGGUAUUUGGAUUGAUGUUAAACGACACGUUGAUUAGCUAAACCUAUACUGCAUAAACUUAGUUGUAUAUUAAUAGUAUUUUUUUACUAAAGAAUAAAAUGUAUUUAAUUAUCUAUUUAAGUUUUAUAGUACAUAUUAUACUUGUUUUGUAAUAUUAUACUUGUAACAUACUUGUAAAAUAGUAACAUAGAUAUGCUAUUG